AUGCACGCCACGCUCCCGACCCACGUCCUCGCCCUCGCACCCGACUCGCUCGCGAGCCUCGGCGAGCUCGACAGCGACUCGCUCUCCGAGCUCUGGGGCGUUUUCACGCGCUGCAAGGACAGCCUGCAGAACGGCCGCCGCCUCGAGAACCUGUCGUGGCGCCUCUGGUUCGACUCGGGCCGCCGCGACGACCACGUCCGCCUCGCUCGCGACGCCGACCACCACGACGCGCCGUCGCACGCCCAGAUCCACCACGACGCGGCCGACAACGGCUGGAGCGACCCGGAGGGCGAGUGGGAGGAGACGUCGGGCAGCGACGACUCGUCGGCCGAUGAGGACGACGUCGGCGACGAGCGCCACCUGUCCGGGCCCGAGCAGCUUGCCGACCGCAGCUCGCCGACCGAGGUGCGCGCGGGCCGGUCCAAGGUGGCGCGCAAGGCCCGGUCCGCCGUCGCCGCGUCCGUCUCGCCGCCCGCGCCACCUCGAGGCCGCACCGUCUCGGUCCCGGCCUCGCCCGCGCCGCCUACCGCACUCGGCGAGGCGCCGCGAGCACGCGCCGAGGACGGCGGGCGCCCGCCGUUGAGCCGCCGCGGCUUCUCGCGCGACUGCACCAUCAGCGGCGGGUCGCUCCAGCGCAUGAUCGCCGACCUGCAGCGCCUGCCCGAGAUCCCGCACCUCGGCAAGGCGCGCAGCCUGCACGACGUGUCGUCGAUCAAGCCGGCGCUCGGCUCGCGCAUGUCGAGCGCGCCCGACAACCUCAACGCGGCGUCGCUCACGGCCUCGGCGCCCUCGUCGCCGACGGGCCGCUCGUCGUCGGCGUCGACCAAGAGCUCGACCAACUCGACGCGCCGCUCGACGCCCGCCGGCUCGCCGUGCAUGUCGCGCUCGGUGUCGUCGCCCGCACAUACCCUCCCGACCCUCGCCGCCGCAGCCGCACCCGCCCCGGCCUCGGCCGUCCCGCCCGCCUCGUCCGCCGCCCUCAGCUCUCGACGCGUCCCUUCCGGCCUCGCCAUGUCGACCCUCCCCGCGACAGCCGCAGCCGCAGCCGCGUCGGGCCCGACUCGCCGCUCGCGCCCGCCGACGCCGCUCAGUCCGGCGAGCCCGCCCUCGCCCGUCGACGAGCCCGAGCCCGUCGUCACCAUGACGCCGUCCGAGACGGCCAUGCUCGCCCUGAGCCACUCGCGCAGCCGUAGCGACGUGACGCUCAACCGGCGCGCGCAGAGCACGGCCGAGCUCGCGUCGUCGUUCAAGCCCCAGAGCUUCGUCAAGGGCUUUGCGCCGUCGUCGAUCGAGACGAGGCCGGGCCCGGGCCGCAUCGCGCCUCCGCCGACGCCGGCCACGUUUGCCGCGUCGCUCGGCGCGAGCCCGCCACGCGCGGGGCCGUCGACCGCGGCGGCGGCGGCGGGCGCAACUCGCUCGCCGUCGUCGGCCGGGCGCACGUCGGGCUCGACCACCGCCGGCGGCGCCGCCGCGACGCCGCUCAAGGUGCCCGUCCCGUCGGCCAACGCGCCCACGCCCGGCCCGUCAGCUUUGCGCCAGCCCAAAGCGCCCGGCACGGGCAAGAAGAUCUUCUUCAUCUCGAGCCCGGACUCGGACGAGGACCAGUCGUCGUCGCGCUCGCGCGAGUCGCGCACGACGGGCGGCGGCGCGAGCGUCGUCGUGUCGCCGCCGUCGUGCCUCAAGGCGGCCAAGGCGUCGCUGUCGCCGUCGUCGGGGUUGGCGCUCAAGGCCGGCGCCGCGCUCAACGGCAAGGGCAAGGGCAAGCAGCCUGCGCUCGCGCCGGCAGAGCAGGAGGAGGACGACUCGGACUGGGACUCGGACGACGACGACGAGGAGGACGGCUCGAGUGGGUGGGGGUCCGAGUACUCGACCGACUCGGACAUCGCGCGCAACUCGGCGGCCAAGGCGCCCGGCGGCGGGCGCAACGGCGGCGCACAGCGCGACGGGUUCGACACGGCGACGCUGUUCGCCAAGCGGCCCGCCGACGCGCUGCAGCGCACGGCGUCGACGGCGACCAUGGGCGCGCCGGGCGAGCUCACGCGCCGGCCGCCGGGCCUCCUCUCGCAGCUCUUCCACCCCGAGGACUACAUGGAGGAGGUCAACCGCCUGCCGACGCCGACCGAGGGCGGCAUGCGGCGGCCGCACAAGAGCAUGUCGGCGCUGCCGACCAUGAGCCAGCUGCGGCCGUCCAAGUCGACGAGCGGCCUCGAGGCGCGCCCGGCCCCGCCGAGGACCAAGAGCUUCCUCAAGGGCAAGCCCGAGCACGUCGAGCUCGAGUCGAGCUCCGAGGAGGAGGACGGCGACGAGGCGGCGCCGCGGCCCGCAGCCGGCUCGGCGAGCCACUCGUCCGAGUACGAGGACGUCGACGACGACGCCGAGGCCAAGGCGGCCGCCGCCGCCGCCCUCGCUCGUCGUCAACGCGAGCUCGAGGAGGCGACGAUCGCGGCGCCGCCGCAGACGCCGCGCACGACCCGCCGCGCCAUGCUCGCCACCGAGCUCAGCGAGUCGCUGCGCCGCAACCUCUUGUGGGAGCGCCAGAUGCGCAACCGUGUCAUGGGCGGCGCAGCACCUCGGCGCCCGACCAUGCCCGGUCAGCCACUCCCGCAGCGCCCGGCGUCGUCGACCCAGCUCGCCGCUCCUCCCCCGCCACCUCCUCCCGGCCCGCUCCGCGCCGUCACCGACGACGGCGGCGUGCGCGCGCCCAACCCGUCCCCGGCGACGCGCUUCUCGCCGCCGCACGCCGCACCGAGCGGCGCCGACCCGCAGCGGCAGCAGCAGCAGCAGCAGCAGCACCACCGCUCGCGCCCGAACGGCGAGCGCCACCCGGGCACGGCCACGCUCCCUCGGCGGCACACGACGGGCACGGGCCUGUACCUCCAGGCGCAGCUCCAGGCCGGCGGCCGCUUCCCGCAUGCUGGUCGCGCUCGCGGCGACUCGGACUCGGAGCUGAGCGCGAGCAGCGACGACGACGACGACGAUGACGGGACGGCGUCGCCUGCCGAGCCGUACGCGACGUCGAUCGCCGGUCAGCGUGUGUGGUGA
Messenger RNA from Rhodotorula graminis WP1, 3042 nucleotides. RefSeq lists its product as uncharacterized. The record is from RefSeq and is a predicted model, not a curated record. The transcript has 2 exons. Gene Ontology annotation, biological process: negative regulation of transcription by RNA polymerase II; mitochondria-nucleus signaling pathway; regulation of nitrogen utilization. Lineage: Eukaryota; Fungi; Basidiomycota; Microbotryomycetes; Sporidiobolales; Sporidiobolaceae. Gene Ontology annotation, cellular component: cytoplasm. The coding region runs from base 1 to 3042 and encodes 1013 amino acids.